UUUUAUACUCGCGAUGAAUUGCACAAUAAAUGAUGGUUGCCUUUGUUAAAGUUUGAUAAAAUGAAAAGCAUCUUAACUGUUUUUUAAAUAGGCUCCAUUUAAGGUGAAAUACGGAAGUUCGUAUAAACAAAAGUACAAAGAGGACAUUAGUAUGCAUGGGCGACAGGAGCAUACUUUAAAAUGUUUACUUAUUGAUUUGAAUUUAAUAACCUCAAGUUCCAUAUUGUACAGUGCUCUGUUGGUAUCACAAAUUUUGUCAGUUUAUAUUAAGUUUGAUAUAGAUUCGUCGAAAGUUGAUGUGCAUUUUCACACAAAAAUGAAAUUACCACGAAAAUAGCGCUCGAAGGCAAUAUACUUGCUUUGUGAGAAGUUAUAUUUACCAAUUCUAUUUCAUCAUUGUUGUAUUAAGACGCUUAACUAUGAUAUACAAGGACCUUACGAAAAACUGUUUAGUUUUAACUGGUGUUUUCCUUAUAAUAAUUGGAGCAAUUAGCAUUGUCUUAUCCCUUAUCUUGGAGCAUCAUUCCUAUUCUUUAUCGGCGGACCGUCGAAUCUACGCGACUCAAUAUUGGCUUGGUAUACCUAUCAUCGUGUUAGGUUUAGUUGUGUCAUGCUUUUCUUCUUCUCUUCAACGGAAACAACGAACGAUGUUGAUGUGUGUAUUUGUGUGUUUACCUUUACUGACAUGCAGUCUUGUUGCAAUCAUUCUUCACUGUAUUGCUUAUAAUUAUUUGAAAUAUGAAAGUAGAGAUGCCAGCAGUGUUGUGAUGAAUUUACAUGCAGCACUGAUGGUGUUAUCAGCAAUCACUUAUACACUUUUGCUUGAGAUUUUGGUGAUUGAAAUUCUUCAUGUAUUUCAUUUUGUUCAUGAGCAUCAGUUACAAGUCAGAGAAAGAAACUUAGCAAAUGACAACCAAGAGCUUUCUCUUGGGACUUCAUCAAGCAGUGAAGAUUCGCAUGUACCUCAACAUCCUUCAGUAUCCUCUUCAACUCUCAUUGAGCCACGUCCACCAUCUUAUGAGUCUAUAUUUGCAAGGUCACAAUCAGGCUUGACGUCACAUGUGACAACUAAUCGAGGAAAUGACUCAAGAAAUGUUAAUAAUACUGCUAGAGUCACUUAUCAAGGAGAGUCAAAUUACAUGGUUCAAUAUGGCAGAGAUGUUGUUGGACGAGAUAAUGUUGCUGUAGUUGUUGACUCUGAUGAAGAGAUAACAGGAGAUAUAGCUUUGAAUGAAGAAAAUAAUCACGUUAUUUUACCUAGUGCAGAAAAUGUUUCUGAAAGCAAUCAAAGGGAUGAACAAGUUGUUAGUGAUAAUGUGAAUUUAGAUCAUGAUUUUUCCAGAAAUUUAGGAGUUCUGUCUAAUGAUAACACUGACAAUCGUCUGGCAAACUUUGAAGAUAGAUAUAUGGUGGAAAUAAAUGAACUAAAUGACACUGGCAGUCAUUCUGGACAAUUAUCAAAUGACACUGCUGGUCCUCCUGAACAAAUAACAAAUGACACUGGCAGUCAUUCUGGACAAUUAUCAAAUGACACAGCUGGUCCUCCUGAACAAGUAAAUGGCACUGGCAGUCAUUCUGGACAAAUAUCAAAUGAUACAGCUAGUCAUUCGGAACAUUUAUCCAAUGACACAGCUGGUCCUCCUGAACAAGUAAGAAAUGACACAGGCAGUUAUUCUGGACAAUUAUCCAAUGACACAGCUGGUCCUCCUGAACAAGUAACAAAUGACACAGGCAGUCAUUCUGGACAAUUAUCCAAUGACACAGCUGCUCCUCCUGAACAAGUAACAAAUGACAUCGGCAGUCAUUCUCGACAAUUAUCAAAUGAUACAGCUAGUCAUUCGGAACAUUUAUCCAAUGACACAGCUGGUCCUCCUGAACAAGUAAGAAAUGACAUAGGCAGUCUUUCUGGACAAAUAUCAAAUGAUACAGCUAGUCCUUCAGAACAAGCAUCAAAUGAUGCAGAUAGUCCUUCAGAACAACAAUUAGAGACGGUAAUGAAGUUACAAGGUUCAUUUGUAUAGAAGACUGGAUUGGAUAUAGAAGACAACGACAAGAUAUAAUAACUGUACAAAAAAAGGAAUAAUAAAAAAAAAUAUUGUAACCAUAACAUAGAUCUCAUGUAUUAUAAAGUAAUUUUGGAAUGACAUAAGAGAAAUAAUUAAUUUUUGGGCUUUAACUACACAACAGCACAGUUCAUGCUGAUUAUUCAUAAACUCCAGCAACUUGCAGCACAGAACGUGGAUUGUGUUGUAUAGUGACUUUAAAUAAAAUAAAAAAUGCAAAAAAACUUCUUUAUUUUGAAA
Molecule: messenger RNA, 2303 nt
Organism: Xenia sp. Carnegie-2017
Lineage: Eukaryota; Metazoa; Cnidaria; Anthozoa; Malacalcyonacea; Xeniidae
Product: probable serine/threonine-protein kinase DDB_G0280133
Exons: 4
Coding region: 420-2021 (533 amino acids)
Source: RefSeq, a predicted model, not a curated record